This is a messenger RNA of Lates calcarifer (barramundi perch), 2884 nucleotides long. RefSeq names its product amine sulfotransferase. Gene Ontology annotation, cellular component: cytoplasm. Gene Ontology annotation, biological process: sulfation. Gene Ontology annotation, molecular function: sulfotransferase activity. The transcript has 7 exons. Bases 17 to 1228 code for a protein of 403 amino acids. The record is from RefSeq and is a predicted model, not a curated record. NCBI's taxonomy places the organism in Eukaryota, Metazoa, Chordata, Actinopteri, Centropomidae.
CACACUGAGCCGCUGAAUGAGUGACCGCCUGGGAGUCCCUUCCCUUCCCUCCUUCCUUCCUUCCUCCCUCUGUCAACACCUACUUUGUUGUGGUGCGGUGAGGACGGAAGCUCUGUUUGUACUACGAGCUGUUAUUUUUUCUCAGUGCGUAUUUACGCGCGGUCGAUGCGAAUCUCUAGUCAUCAGCGAGCGGAAAGAGGUGGGACUUCAGAUACGUACUUAUAGCAAUAAUCUGGGUUCAUACGAGGUGUUCUUGGUGGCAGGAGUGAGGAUCAUUAUUAAACACUGUUAUGCGGCGGACAGAGGAGCGCACACAGCAGCCGUCAUGGAUUUAAAUGAUGCCAAGACACGUAACCACGAACUGGUGCCACACAAAGGCUUCAAACUGAUCAACGGGACUCAUGAUCCAGAUGAUGUGGACCAGAUUUACAACCUGGAGAUCCGAGAAUCUGAUGUGUUUGUCGUCACAUACCCCAAAUCAGGGACCAUCUGGAUGCAGCAGAUUCUGCUGCUCCUCGAGUCAAAGGGAGAUGUGACAGCCUUCAGUAAACUCAACAACUCCUCUAACGGUGAUCUCAUCCCCUGGAUCGAGCUAAACGGUAACAGACAAGCUUUCAUCACAGCUCCAUCUCCCAGACUGAGGGUCACACAUCUGCAGCACCAGUUCAUGCCCUCUGCUCUGGGUCAGAAGAAGGGAAAGGUGAUCUAUGUGGCAAGAAAUCCCAAAGAUGUCCUCGUGUCUUACUUCCACUUCCACAAGCUGGCAAACAUGUUGGAGACGCCAAAGGACUUCAAUGACUUCUUUGAGAAAUUUAUGAGAGGAGAUGUGUUUGGAUGCAGCUGGUUUCAUCACAUUAAGACUUGGUACUCACGAAAGGAUGACAUGAACAUGCUGUUCAUCACGUAUGAAGAAAUGAUUCAGGACCUGGAGUCUGCAGUGAAGAAGAUUUCCUUGUUCCUGGGUAAAGAGCUGACUGAUGAGCAGCUGGCCAACGUGGUGAAACACAGCACCUUCAACAACAUGAGGAAGAUCCCUCAGGCCAGCUACGAGCAGGUGCCAGGUGACCUGCUCAACCACCACCAGGGAAGAUUCAUGAGGAAAGGCACCAUCGGUGACUGGAAGAAUCACUUUACUGUGGCUCAGAACGAGAGGUUUGAUGAGGUCUUCUACAGAGAGAUGAAGGACUUUCCUCUGUCUUUUAUCUGGGACAUCAGAGACAUUGAAUGAUCAGUUGUUGCUUUUAUGACAACAUUAAGAAGAUGACAAUCACAGCUGGAGCAUGGUGAACUCUUUGCUAUACCUUCUACCAUACUAGUAUCUUUAUAUACUUUAGCCUAUGAGGCAACAUUUCACUAAAGCACAUCAGUUUUUUCCUUCCCUCCAGGCAGCCAUCAGUUUCCAUUCAUUUUGGAACUUUAAAAAUCUAUGCAAAUCUGUGUUGUGAUCAGAAUAUGUUGUAUUUUUGACAUCAGAAGAAUUAAUUUUGUUACGGUCAUACAGUAUGUAUGUUGUGAUCUCAGUGCAGCAAGCCUUGUUUUGUGGUGUAUGGACCCACUGUUACACAUCUGCAGAGAAUCUACAGCCUGCUGAGUCAGGUAAUCCCUCACAGGGAACAUGUCUGUUUAAUUGUUGUCGCUUCAUUGUUGUGUCUUGGUAAUGCAGCGCUGACUCUUCACGCCAAUCCUUACUUGACAGUACUAAAAGCAAGCUGUCUGUUCACUGUACUGGAUUAUAUCAAGCAGUUUUAAAGUCUGUGGUGAAAAGAGAGGCCUAGUAAACCUCAUCUGAGUUCAAACAUGGUAUGUUCUAUGGGAUGACUUCUGUGGCUGCUAAAUAUACUGUAUGGGUCUAAGCUGAUGGUCAUAUAGAUCAGAGUGACAACAUGUCAUCUAAGUCUGUACAAGGGAUCACUAACCUGCAGUCCAACUCCAGUCAGGAAACUGAUGACUUAAGACUUGACAAAAUCAUAAAGACCAGCAACUAAACUUUGAUUUCAACACCAGUGACUCGUGUCUUAACUUAGACUUCAGCCUUUCCUGGAAAGACAUGAUAUCCUCUGUGUACCUGAAGAUUCAAACUCUUUGUUUUCCUGACAACAGGUACAGUUUUAAUCAGCUUAGUUUUAGCCAACCAUGUUGCAGAACAGGAGGUAAGAGUGUUUGACAGUGCAAAGCUGCAGACAGAUGAUACCUCAGAUUAUGACAUUCAGAUGUAAAGACUCAUCAACUAAAACAGACUGCAACACAUGAUGGUAACUAUGUCACAGCAGUAACACACACACACAAUCAGGUUGAUUUUAAAUGUUAUGAAGUUUUUAUACUGUAAAUACAAUUUACUGUACUGUUAACCUGUUGAAAUCACUGACGUUUGACUUCACAGCCAUGACUUGGAACUUUGUCCCACCUCUGCUACAAACAGCGUGUUAAUUUAGUCCUAGGACACAGUUAUUACCUCUGUAUAUUUAUGUGUAUGGAACAAUAGUAAUGAUGCUUUAAUAUUUUUUAUGUAGGAUACAUUAAACUCUACAAAUCCAUCUGAACCAUGUUGUUGUGUAACAGUAUGAAAUGAGAAUGAUGAUGUGUUUUUCCUGUAACUGAUGUUACCAUGUGAUGAUAAAGGCUGGCUGUGGAGAGACAAUACAGCGGAACACUGAAGUUAACCAAUGAUGCUUGGUCAGUUUUAGAGUUUUGAGUUGGAGUUUUAGUUCUGUUCUGUUUAGUUCUGUUCAGUAAUCACAUAUUAGCAGAUUUAAAUGACAUGUUUUUCAUAUUAUACUGUAUUGUAUUCACUUCUUAUUUGACUCUUUGUGUUAAGACAGUCAACACUGAUGCAUUGUAAAUUUCCCCAUUGUGGGACUAAUAAAGGAUUAUCUUAUCUUGACAA